AUAAGUUAAAAGAAAUUAUAUGUUCUCUCUUAUUCUCAGCAACAAGUUGUUAGUUUUUGCUAAAUCUUUCUUUAAAUUCACAUGUAUUUUUUCCUGUGUUAUAAUUACGCAUAAUAAAUAAGUUAUAUUGAAUUAUGGUCUAAAUAACCAUUUAUUACUAUUCAAUUAAUAUGUAUUUAUAGAAAGGCACAUAAUUAUUAAAAAAGUAUUUAUUUUUAUAGAUGUACCUUUGGUUAUAAUCAUUGCAAUUUUGUUUAUAACAUUUAUUAUCGAAGUUAAUAAGAAAGAAUAUUAUAAACUGAAAAGGAAUUUAAAAUUUAUUUUUUCGAUACCUGGUCCGUCUCUAUUAUCAUCCUUUAUCAUCUCAAUGCAAAUUGCUUGCAAUUAUAAACAAUUCAUACAUAGUAUACAAACAACUGCUAAAAAAUAUGGAUAUGUUACUCGUUUUAUCUUAGGAACAGAUAUAUACGUAGUACUUACUAAACCUGAGAAUUGUAAAUUGGUGCUUACGAAAGAAAUUGGCAACAACAAAAGUAUUGUGACCAAGCUGUGGAAAUCAUUUUUUGGCGAUGGAAUUAUUAGGGUUUCAGGUGCGCCUCACAGGCUUCGGCGAAAAAUAAUACAACCUCUAAUGAACGUCAAGUAUUUAUACGAAUAUGUGACAUUCUUCGACAUUUAUAGUAAUUGCUGUGUGGAUGCUUUAGAAAAACAUGUCGAUGGUCCAACGUUUGAUCUUAAACAGUACAUGGAACAAUACGCGGUUAAUAUAUAUUUAGAGACAAUAGUGGGUAUUCAAGGAACAGCACAUAAAGGUGAACUCGACGGAUUAUUGAAUUCGCAAGAAACAUUAUUUAAAGGAACAUAUAACAGAGUAAUAAAACCGUGGCUACAGACGGAUUGGAUUUUUUCUUUGACUAAAAAAGGAAAACAAAUGCGUGUUGCUCAAAACACUGUGCUUGAUUUCAUGUAUAGUGUAUUACCACAAAAGACAAUAAGGCCUACUGCUUUAAAUAAUAAGAUUUUUCAAAAAGUGAAUCCUGUUUUUCAUAAUUAUUGGAAACGUGUGGUGCAAGUAUGUGGUAAUGUUACAAAUGAAUUUUGUAAAGUGAGUGACGAAAACUGCAUAGACGAUAUGAGAAAUUUUUUAAUUGCUGUAAGUUCAUGUAAAGGUUUACUAUUUGCUACAUAUUUACACGUAAGAUUAAUUAAUAUUUUUCAGAUUCAUAGUACUAUUACGGAAAUAACAACUUUUAUUAUAAUUAUGUUGGCAAUGCAUACAGAAGUACAAGAAAAACUCCGAGAAGAAAUAUUUGUUACAUUGAAUAAUGAUAAGAUUGAUGCCCAAAGCCUUUAUUGCAUGCAAUAUUUACAAAUGGUCUUUAAGGAGACAUUAAGAUUGUUCCCUGUAGCACCUGUUCUUUCUCGGGCUCUUACAGAAGAUAUUAAACUUGAAUCGUGUACUUUGCCAGAGGGAUGUUUCAUAAUGAUUCCAAUAAUUGCAAUUCAUCGUAAUCCUGUCUAUUGGCCUAAGCCGUUGGAAUUUAUACCCGAACGAUUUUCAUCGGAAAAUUCGUCAAAUCGUCAUCGUUACACAUAUAUUCCAUUUGGCACGGGUCUCAGAGACUGCAUAGGUCAAAAAUACGCAUUUCUAUGUGUUGCGACUUUAAUAGCAAAUUUGGUACGGCGAUAUCGAUUUUCAACGACUAUCAGCAACAUAGAUGACAUUAAACUAACAACCGAUAUUGUAUUACGGAGCCAAGACGUCAAAUGCUCUAUAUCUCGUGUAUAAACCAUGGUUUACAAUAACUGAUUGGCGACAAAAUUCUAUUCGGACGGAAUACAAUAUAGCUUAAACGUAAUGAAGGGAUAUAAAUUAUCUGUAUAUUGAAACUAUAUUGAAAAAUAAUAAAAAGUUAUAUGCUAUAAUCCUGUUUUGCGUGCAAUCGACUGAAUCGAAUCUGUUUGCUUUCUAUAUUUACGCGAAUAAAGUAUGAGUUUAAAAUAUAUUUUGCGAUUCUUUGAAUAAGAAACAUGAACAUUUUAAGAAUAAAUUAUAUUAGUAGAUUUUUAACCCGUUAUGGUCACAAAGAGUCCAUGCUAACUGUAAGGAUAUGUAGCUGCAAACAGAUCAUUCAAAAUCGAACCUGUGACGCACUCUGUUCAAGCAUAUAAAAAAACCAUUAAUAGAGAAACCACUUACAAGGAACGUUUGAGAAGUGUCCGCCUCAGAUUUAAACGAACUUUUAAUAUAUUGUAAUACAGAUAAAAAUAAGGGACACGUAUUUUUUUAUACGUACCCUAUCUCACUUUUAGGGGAAGAAACACCCCUUUGAAAAAAAUUGGUUUUUUUCUUUCGAAGCGUAUAUUAUCGAAACUAUAAGAGAUAGAGAAAAAUGUUCUAUUUAAAAGUUAAAUGUCUUAAAGAGUAUGUAGGAUUUAUUGUCAGGAAAUAUGCACAAGCGUUUGCAAUUAAGAAAAAUGGAUUUAUUUAAGAUAAUACGUCGUACUCACAAACUGUUCUCUAAGAUUAAUCAUUUAUAAAUCGCAACGCAUUGCCCAGCAACCAAAGACAAAAGCCAUUAGAUGUUCAGAUCGAUAUAUUAACGGGAAGACUCUGCAUGGCACAUAUAUUACACACUGCAAGUACUUUAUAAUAGUGAUAAAAAAAUUUUUUUAUUGUUUUUAUACUUUCCCCCACCACUAUUUUUUCAAAAUUUUUAGUUUUUUUUUUUUAUAAACAAAAUAAAGCUUAUUUUACUACGAAUUCAAUAGUAUAUGACAAAAUUAUGAUGCAACAUUUCCAUUUUCGAAAAAUAAUUAAAAACCAUCCUAUAACGUAUGGUAUGCACACUCGUCCGUGUACUAUGGAAGUGUCUCCCUUCGAUUUUGACGAGCGUUUAAUACAUUGUAGUACAGAUCAAAAUAAAGAACACGUAUUUUUUUAUACGUGCUCUAAUGCACUUU
Solenopsis invicta (red fire ant) is the source of this 2964-nucleotide messenger RNA. RefSeq names its product cytochrome P450 4C1. Gene Ontology annotation, molecular function: heme binding; iron ion binding; monooxygenase activity. The transcript has 11 exons. NCBI's taxonomy places the organism in Eukaryota, Metazoa, Arthropoda, Insecta, Hymenoptera, Formicidae. The record is from RefSeq and is a predicted model, not a curated record. The coding region runs from base 368 to 1789 and encodes 473 amino acids.